Molecule: messenger RNA, 114 nt
Organism: Anisakis simplex (herring worm)
Lineage: Eukaryota; Metazoa; Nematoda; Chromadorea; Rhabditida; Anisakidae
Source: the annotation of a GenBank genome assembly
AUGGAGUCACCGGCAUGGAUGUUCACGAAAGCGUUAUCACAUCGUCAAAAGGUAUGCCGUCUCUAUAAAAGAGCGCUUCGUGAGGUGGACAACUGGUACGGUGGUGAUAAGUAA